AUGGAAAGUAUUAAAAGUCCUUAUAGUAUAUCAAUUCUAGAAAAAACGCAUAUCAAACGUCGUCCAUUGGAUCAAGUUUUAAAGAAUGCUAAUAAAACUGCGAUGGAUUUACUCAAUCAGAUGAUUAACUUUAAUCCACACAAAAGAAUUGAUGCCUUACAUGCCCUCAAACAUCCAUAUGUUCGCAAAUUUUUCAAUUCGGAAGAAAUUAUGACUAAAACCCAUCAUGUUGUUCCACCAUUGGAUGAUAAUGUUCAACUGACUGUCACUGAAUAUCGUAAUCGUUUAUAUCAGAUAAUCAAUUCAAAGAAACUACGCAAACACAUUCGAACAAAAUCCACUGAUCAAUCUGAGAGUAAGAAUGCGAGUACAACAUGCACAGAAAAUGACAACACUACUGAACUUCUCACAGUAAGAAAUACAACACCGGUAGAAAACUCUCGAAAUUCCAGUUGUCAAGGCAUCCACUGGAAAGAAAGUUUACCAAAUUCACAAACACCUUGUGGUAUGAGCGUGAAUGAUAUAAACCAGGCCUAUUCAAAAUCAAUGAAUAAAAUAUCUACUAAUCGUGGAUGUCCACAAAAUCCUAAUAUGGGUGAUUGGAACCCAGAAAAUACAAGACCUAUUUCUGAUUUGGCUACAUAUACUGUGGUAUCCAAAUCUUCAGUAUCAGUAGCUAGACCUUGUUCACAAAUAGAAACAACAACAAAAGCAACAGACGAACCUUCUCGGAUUAGUGAAGACAACAAUCAUAAUGACAAUGGCGAAGAAAAGGAAUCAUAUGGAGGAAUACUGAUGGAAUCUUCAGAAGUGAUGAAAUCAUCAGUGGACCAAACGACAACUGUAAACAAUACUACUACUGCUAACAAGAAUAAUCAUAAACAGUGUCAUGCAUUUUCUAAUAAGGAGUCAAGAAUGUGUAACUCUACAACAGAUUAUUAUUCUGUCAAUGAAGUUGGCAGUGAAAUAUCAAAUCAUAACGGUGGUAGUAUUGGUAACAAUAAUAAUCAAAAAUGCAUUGCACCAAGUAAUUUACGAACUAUACAGAAUCUUAGUGAAUCAACGCUAAAUAUUUUGAAUUCUGAAUGCAAUAAGUCAACCAGCGGACAAAUUCCUCACAAUACUUCUAAUAAUGACAGCGAUAACAACAAUAACAAUAUGAGCAAUGGUCAACACAAUUUAAGCACUAACUGGAAGUUGAACGCAUCAAAUUCAAGCAAUAGAAUGAAUAAUGCAUUUCGAAAGUCUUUUUCUUCAACAAGUCUACCAUCAGUUAAAGGGAAAUUAGAUCAUCAAAUGAAUGCAAAAAUUACACAACAACAAAAUCAAAUGUCAGAUAAUGCCUACAGUGAUUACCAAUCAUCUUCACAACAGUAUCAGCAUCAUUCACAUCCGCCACCUCAUCCUCAUUCACAACACCAGUAUCAAUCUUUAAAGAAUUCAACACUAAAUCUUCUUUCAAAUGACCAGGUGAAUGUAAUCCGUGCAAGUAAUGAUUCGUUGAUUGAAAUAAAGAAAGCGGAAAAUGCAGUGAAAAAAUCUGAUGAAUCUGGAAGUCCACUUGUCAAAACCUUGACAUCAAUAAAUAACAGAUUGAAUCAUCUACUUGCAACAUCAUCAUCACCUGCAUCAUCAUCGACAGAACACUUAAACUAUCCUAAUAACAACACAGGAAAUAAAUCCAAAUCAUCAAUAUAUCAUCAACGGUUAACAACUAAUCAUAAUUCAUCUGAGCAGAAUAUUGUGUCAAAUUUCAAUUAUAUGGAUACUUACCAUAAGUAUAAGUUUAGUAAAUCAACAAAUAACUUAUUCAAUAAUUUGAAUGCAUCAACUAGUGGUUAUUUAACACCAAGUCAAAAGCAUCAAACUACUUCAAAUUUGAGUAAAGAACAAGACUGUAAAUCGAAUUUCGAGAAUAAAAUUACUGAGCCUGAAGCACAAAACCGACGGUUUUCGUCAGCUCCAUUACUGCCUACCUCCUUGUCUGGAUAUGUAAUGCAGCAUAAACCUACAUAUCAUCUUGGUAAUAAUAACGUUUCUUCAUCGUCAUCUUCCCCUCCAAAUACUACCGACAAUACCGCUGCUAAUAAUUCUGCCGGCAAAAUUAUUCAUAAUAAUGGUUUUAAUACAUCAAUUUCAAUGAAAUAUUCAUCGAAAGUAAGUUCAGUAAUGGGCCCAACAACCAGUGGUACUCCUGAUAUCAGAUUACACUCAACAAGGGAUUUGGACAAUUUAUUCCGAGAUUACAGACUGCGUAGAACAUCUGCAAGUCCAUUAGUGGAUGAAGCUAUUUCUGCUAACUAUACCAACGGUAUUAAUAAUCAUAACGGCAACAGUAGUUUACCAUAUUAUCAUCGUUCAAGCGGUCACCAUUAUGGUACAAGUCAGUCACUACUGAGUGGAAAUAAUGAUCGCUUCAGUGAAUUUGGAAAAUCACCGGUUAAAAAUAAGUCAAGUAACAUGUUGGAUACUGUAAUGGAGUCCACGAAUAAUUUUAGAAUAAAUUCAACAAAUGGUGACAGUCAGGCAUCAAAUACAAUCCAAUCGAAAAUCAUAUCAAAUGGAACAUGCAGUGAAUCAAAUAAUUCUCUGAAAUAUCAUCCAUCAAUUUUACCGUCUAAUAUUCCAGUAUUUCAGUCGAAUGAUAACUUAUUCCAUCCAAGCAGAACUGCAAAUUUGAAGCAACCGGCCGCAAAAUUGAUCUCGACUAUAAAAUACCCAAACAGAUCUGUUCUGGAGACGAUGAACUCCAACAAGCACGCUCUUGUCAUAAAUCGCACUAGACAGCGUUUAGUACCACAGCAUGUAUUAUCACGGUUAAAAUCUGUCAAAGAUAUUAACAAAGGAGAGACAAGUUAUUCGAAUCAUAUGACAUAG
This is a messenger RNA of Trichobilharzia szidati, 2877 nucleotides long. The record is from the annotation of a GenBank genome assembly. Lineage: Eukaryota; Metazoa; Platyhelminthes; Trematoda; Strigeidida; Schistosomatidae.